This is a messenger RNA of Argentina anserina (silverweed cinquefoil), 1661 nucleotides long. RefSeq lists its product as uncharacterized. Bases 26 to 1549 code for a protein of 507 amino acids. NCBI's taxonomy places the organism in Eukaryota, Viridiplantae, Streptophyta, Magnoliopsida, Rosales, Rosaceae. The record is from RefSeq and is a predicted model, not a curated record. Gene Ontology annotation, molecular function: S-adenosylmethionine-dependent methyltransferase activity. The transcript has 18 exons.
AGUAGAUAGAGCAGAUAGAAAAAAAAUGAACAGCGGAAUCACCGUGUCACUCCCAAUGGACGAGCCUCCCAUUCUCCGACGAGACCAACAACAACAACAACCAGCGGAAGACGACGAACGACGUCGUCAGCGGCAGCUCGAAGAAGAAGCCCUUGAAAUCCAAUCCCUCAAGCGCAUCAUCAGCGCCUACCUCAACUAUCCAGAGGCUGCAGAAGAGGAUGUGAGAAGAUAUGAAAGAUCCUUUAAAAUGCUUCCACCAACCCAUAAGGCGCUACUGUCUCACUACCCUUCCAAGUUUGAAAGGCUAAGACGGUGUAUUUCUGCCAAUUCAUAUUUCAUUUUUGAUAUGCUUCAGGCAUUUGAACCCCCACUUGAUUUGAGCCAGGAUGGAGAUGUUUGUGAUGACCCACAUGUUCGAAACAUCCCAUCUUCUCAUGAUGUUUCUAGUUUAACAAAUUGCUCUUCUCAAAUAACCUCCACAAGCCAAAGUAUGCAUGUUUCCAAAUCUGAUCAAGCCUAUGUAAUAGAAGGGACCAGCACAGCCUGCAAUUUACCAAUAGGGGAAGAGAAGCAAGAAAGUCAUGGGCAGUCCAUCAACGGCAGUCUCACUUCAGGCUUGGAAUAUGUUGAAGAGAUUCCACAUAAUUGUCCUGGGAAUGAUGCCAUUGAGUCCAAUGGAAACGUGUCAUCGUCAACUCGUACAUGGUUGGAUUCAUCUACACAUAUACAUGUUCCAUUAGUUGAUGUUGAUAAGGUGCGAUGUAUUAUACGAAACAUAGUUAGAGACUGGGCAGCUGAGGGUCAGAAAGAACGUGAUCAAUGCUACAGGCCUAUACUUGAAGAACUUGAUUCAUUAUUUGUUAAUCACUCUAAGGAAAGCCCUCCUGCCUGCUUAGUUCCUGGUGCUGGACUUGGGCGGCUUGCUUUGGAGAUCUCAUGUCGAGGUUUCAUUAGCCAGGGAAAUGAAUUUUCAUACUACAUGAUGAUAUGCUCAAGUUUUAUUCUCAAUGCUUGUCAAACUGCUGGGGAGUGGACAAUAUAUCCGUGGAUCCAUAGCAAUUGUAAUUCACUCUCAGAUGAUGACCAACUUCGCCCCAUUUCAAUACCAGAUAUUCAUCCUGCCAGUGCCGGGAUUACUGAAGGUUUUUCUAUGUGUGGUGGGGACUUUGUAGAGGUUUAUAGUGAUCCAAGCCAAGUAGGUGCUUGGGAUGCAGUUGUGACCUGUUUCUUUAUUGACACAGCACACAACAUUGUUGAAUACAUUGAAAUCAUAUCAAGAAUCUUGAAAGAAGGAGGCGUUUGGAUAAAUAUGGGUCCUCUGCUGUAUCACUUUGCAGAUGUAUACGGACAAGGAGAUGACAUGUCCAUUGAACUAAGUUUGGAAGAUGUGAAGAGGGUUGCUUUGCAUUAUGGAUUCCAUGUCGAGAAGGAAACAACAGUUGAGACAACCUACACUACAAAUCCCAGAUCAAUGAUGCAGAAUCGAUACCAUGCUGCUUUUUGGACAAUGAGAAAGAGAUCAGCAACAAUGCAGCACACCAGUCCUUAAAUAGUUGGUUUUUUUCUUUUGAAUAACAUUAAACUAAUUAUUUGUGGAUUUUGAAUUUUUGAUAGUCAUUGUGAAGCAACUGAAAAUAUAGUUUGCAAGGUGAUUUACCAGA